Fopius arisanus is the source of this 688-nucleotide messenger RNA. RefSeq lists its product as uncharacterized. The transcript has 4 exons. The record is from RefSeq and is a predicted model, not a curated record. Bases 92 to 586 code for a protein of 164 amino acids. NCBI's taxonomy places the organism in Eukaryota, Metazoa, Arthropoda, Insecta, Hymenoptera, Braconidae.
AUUAAGUGAUUUUCAGUGCACCAAGAACUCGAGUCAACUGUAGAUCUGCAAUUUACAUUUCCCGUGAGUGUUACUAAAUUCAAGGCUCAUCAUGAAGGCAAUUACGUUCUUCUUAAUUACGAUCCUGUCAUAUACAUUGGCUAGCCAGGAGGUGGACGUCAGGGCGUCUGUCUACGAGGUGAAACCGAAGAUUAAUCAAUGGCUAUUCAUCACGACGUCUUCAGAGAAAACAAUAGAGCAAGUGGUAGUCCAGAAGCCAAUCACCGCUGAUGAUGAAUUAUCGAUCGAGUAUAAUAUCACUAACAAGGACGACAAGGUGUUAGGACAGGGUUCAGGUCCAUUCUGUUCCAAUCCUGCAUCCAAGGACGGAAUAAUCGUCAGUCUGCUAUCACAAUUCUUGGGGAUCAAUCUGGAGUGUCCAGUAGAACAGAAACAAGUCGAGAAGCCUCCCAAUAUAGUCUCUGGGAAAAUUGUUGUGGAUGAAAAUCCGGGAAAGCAUAAAAUCUUCAUAGAAAUGUCCAUCAAAAAAGGUACCGCCUCUCUUAUUACUGUAAGCGUUUCCGGUAGAGCCAGUGAUCUCCAGUAAUUUUCCGUGGAAUCUGAUAGAUGUAUUAUUUAAAUAUUUAUCCACCGAUGAAAUAUUAUCCUGACAAAUAAAUAUUGGACACGAAAAAAAUUCCAUCUAUUG